This is a messenger RNA of Xiphias gladius (swordfish), 4547 nucleotides long. It is a transcript of the gene uba1, whose product is annotated as ubiquitin-like modifier activating enzyme 1. Gene Ontology annotation, biological process: protein sumoylation. The transcript has 26 exons. The coding region runs from base 261 to 3434 and encodes 1057 amino acids. Gene Ontology annotation, cellular component: cytoplasm; SUMO activating enzyme complex. The record is from RefSeq and is a predicted model, not a curated record. Lineage: Eukaryota; Metazoa; Chordata; Actinopteri; Istiophoriformes; Xiphiidae. Gene Ontology annotation, molecular function: SUMO activating enzyme activity.
GCUCCUCCGCCCCUUUCUCCCCAUCUGCCAUUUUGGUUUUGUUCCCGUCUGCAGUCGCAAAGCCAGCAACGCAAUUACAUAGGAGAGACUCAGCUCAACGACAUAGUGACUCGACAAUAUAGUGCAGACCAUCCUAAUCCCGCAUCGCGUUUCUUUUCUUUGUACAACUCGUCGAAUUUACAGUCGUCGUUAAUACUGACAUCUAGACACUGCUGGAGAGGAGCGGGUUCGCAUUGGGAAGGGACCGAGAAGCAUUAUUGAUGUCCAGCUCGCCGCUGUCCAAGAAGCGUCGCUUGUCAGGAACAGAGACGAAGACGGGAUCCCACUGCUCCUCCUCUAACUCUGUCAGAACUGAUCUGUCCCACACACCUGCCAACGGCAUGGCUAAGAAUGGCAACGAUGCUGAGAUCGAUGAAGGCCUGUACUCCAGACAACUUUAUGUGUUGGGUCAUGAUGCUAUGAAGCGCAUGCAGAACUCCAAUGUCCUUAUCUCUGGUAUGAGAGGUCUUGGAGUGGAGAUUGCCAAGAACGUCAUCCUGGGAGGAGUUAGAAGUGUCACUGUACACGACCAAGGAGUUGCAGAAUGGAGAGAUCUCUCCUCUCAGUUUUACCUCCGGGAGGAGGAUCUGGGGAAAAACAGGGCAGAGGUGAGCCAGCCCCGUUUGGCUGAACUCAAUAACUACGUUCCUGUGACCGCCUACACCGGAGCACUCACUGAAGACUACCUGACCAAGUUCCAGGUGGUAGUGCUGACUAACUCAACUCUGGACGAGCAGCAGCAUGUGGGAGAGUUCUGCCAUAGCAAAGGAAUCAAGCUGAUCGUCGCAGACACACGUGGUCUGUUUGGCCAGCUUUUCUGUGACUUUGGUGAAGAGAUGAUAGUGUAUGACACCAAUGGAGAGCAGCCUCUGAGUGCCAUGAUUUCCAUGAUCACAAAGGACAAUCCCGGUGUUGUGACAUGUCUGGAUGAGGCUCGUCAUGGCUUUGAAAGCGGAGACUAUGUCACUUUCACAGAAGUUCAGGGUAUGACAGAGCUCAAUGGCUGCCAGCCAGUGGAAAUCAAAGUUCUGGGUCCCUACACCUUCAGCAUCUGUGACACAGCUGGCUUUACAGAUUAUGUAAGAGGAGGAAUCGUCUCCCAGGUCAAGAUGCCCAAGAAGCUCUCUUUUAAAUCUAUCUCUUCCUCCAUGGCUGAGCCAGAUUUCGUGAUGACAGACUUUGCUAAGUUCGAGCAUCCAGGGCAGCUGCACGUGGGCUUCCAGGCUAUCCAUGCCUUCCAGAAGAAACACAACCACCUUCCUGCACCUUGGAACCAGGCUGAUGGUGGUGAGCUAUUGACAUUGGCCAAGGAGGUGAACUCUGCCCAGACGGGGUCCGCCAAAGUGGAGCAGUUGGAUGAAACUCUUAUCAAAAAGAUUUCCUUUGUUGCUGCUGGUGAUCUGGCCCCUGUCAAUGCGUUCAUUGGGGGUCUGGCUGCACAGGAAGUGAUGAAGGCAUGCACAGGAAAAUUUAUGCCAAUAAUGCAGUGGCUAUACUUUGAUGCUUUGGAGUGCCUUGCCGAAGAGGAAGGAGUCAUUCUCACAGAGGAAGAGUGUGCCCCAAGAAACUGUCGAUACGAUGGGCAGAUUGCAGUGUUUGGCACCAAGCUUCAGGAUAUGCUUGCCAAACAGCGCUACUUCCUGGUUGGAGCAGGUGCCAUUGGCUGUGAGCUGUUGAAAAACUUUGCCAUGAUUGGACUGGCUAGUGGAGAAGGCGAGGUCAUUGUGACAGACAUGGACACUAUAGAGAAGUCAAACCUCAACAGACAGUUUCUCUUCAGACCUUCAGACGUUACAAAAAUGAAGAGUGAUACGGCAGCAGCGGCAGUGAAGCAGAUGAACCCCUCCAUCAGGAUCACAGGUCACCAGAACAGAGUGGGCCCUGACACAGAGAGAAUCUACGACGACGACUUCUUUGAAAGUCUUGAUGGAGUGGCCAAUGCAUUGGACAAUGUUGAUGCACGUAUGUACAUGGAUCGGAGGUGUGUGUACUACCGUAAACCCUUACUGGAGUCUGGUACUUUGGGUACCAAAGGUAAUGUCCAGGUCGUGAUCCCCUUCCUCACAGAGUCAUACAGCUCCAGCCAAGACCCACCAGAGAAGUCCAUCCCCAUCUGUACCCUGAAGAACUUCCCAAAUGCCAUUGAACACACACUGCAGUGGGCCCGUGAUGAGUUCGAGGGACUAUUCAAACAGCCCCCUGAGAAUGCCAUGCAGUACCUCACAGAUCCCAAAUUCAUGGAGCGUACUCUGAAGCUUCCUGGAGCUCAGCCUGUGGAGGUGCUGGAGGCUGUUUACAAGAGUCUUGUCACAGACUGCCCUCACAGCUGGGCCGACUGUGUAGCCUGGGCACGCAACCACUGGCAGUGCCAAUACAGCAACAACAUCCGCCAGCUACUGCACAACUUCCCCCCAGAUCAGCUCACCAGCUCUGGUGCCCCCUUCUGGUCUGGCCCAAAGAGGUGUCCCCACCCUCUAGAAUUCAGCACCAGCAAUGAGCUGCACAUGGAUUAUAUAGUGGCAGCAGCCAACCUGUUUGCUCAGACAUACGGCCUGCAAGGCAGCACUGAUCGUGCAGGCGUGGUCAAGAUCUUGCAGGAUGUUAAGGUGCCACCCUUUACCCCUCGUUCAGGGGUUAAAAUCCACGUCUCUGACCAGGAGCUGUCGAAUAACAAUUCCUCUGUUGAUGACUCCAGACUGGAGGAGCUGAAGGCCCAGCUGCCUUCCCCUGAGUCUUCCCAGUUCAAACUCAGCCCCAUUGACUUUGAGAAGGAUGACGACACCAACUUCCACAUGGACUUCAUUGUGGCAGCAUCCAACCUGAGAGCAGAAAACUACGACAUUCCCCCUACAGACAGACACAAGAGCAAACUGAUAGCUGGCAAGAUCAUUCCUGCCAUUGCCACUACCACAGCUGCAGUGGUGGGCCUGGUGUGCCUUGAGCUCAUCAAGAUUGUCCAAGGUCACAAGAAGCUGGAGUCAUACAAAAACGGCUUCAUGAACUUAGCCCUGCCUUUCUUUGCCUUCUCUGAACCCAUUGCUGCUCCCAGACACAAGUACUAUGAAAUUGAUUGGACGUUGUGGGAUCGCUUUGAGGUCACGGGUUUGCAGCCCAAUGGGGAGGAGAUGACACUCCGACAGUUCUUGGACUACUUUAAAAAUGAGCACAAGUUGGAGAUCACCAUGCUUUCUCAGGGAGUGUCCAUGCUCUAUUCCUUCUUCAUGCCUGCUGCCAAACUCAAAGAGAGAUUGGACCUGCCGAUGACAGAGAUUGUGACUAAGGUGUCCAAAAAGAAGCUGGGCAAGCAUGUGAAAGCCCUGGUGUUUGAGUUAUGCUGUAAUGACCUGUCAGACGAAGACGUGGAAGUGCCCUAUGUCAGAUACACCAUCCGCUGAGCUCCACAGUGAACCCACCUACAGGAAGGUGGGGGUUGCAGGGGGUGGGUGUUCUAAAUGAGGAUUUGAGGUGGGGAUCAGGGGUGGGUGAGUUGAUCCAGGUCAGCUCUAUUGGAUCAAUCAGUUGUUUUUUUUUUUUUUGGUUUUUUGUUGUUUUUUUUUUUUUUUUUUUUUUUAGGCCUGUGGUUUGUGUGAACCUGUGCCUGAGUGUACAUAGCCCCAGUAAACUGAUUUAAGGAUACCUGUAUGUGUGUUAGGGAUCCAGUUGGUGCUCGGCUGUGGGAACAGGGGUGUCAUUAGAGGAAGGGAGCAUGUAUACUGGACCUCCUGAUGUUUCACAGUAGCAGAACCUCUCUGCUCAGUUUGUUUCUAAGCCCUAGUGUUCUCUUGGUACUUCAUAGCCCAACUAGUGUCCCUCUCAAACAUCCUCAAACUCUUACUAGCCUUCAGCACUAAAGGAGGGAUUUUUUUUUUUUUUUUUUUUUUUUUUUAAAUCAAUCCAGCCAUCUGGCUCCCCCUCCACUCUACGUGCUCUCUUCCCUCAUCUAACCCCUGUCUCAUAGACUUGGUCCCACAUUACUCUUCUUUUCAAAGAUGCACCUCCAUUAAGUAAAAAAUUCAGCUAAGAAUCCCCAAAGUAGUGACACAUGUAUUGAGAAUUAAUUUUGCCCCAAGGUCAUAUCACUGCCCUUAAUUCUACCUGAGACCUGGAAUUUGGAGCUGUAGAAGCGCCUUACCACAUAGUUCAACCCGAGUCAACGGUCUCUCCUGACUGGAAAAUAAUCUCACGCCAGCAGAAUAGAAACCCUGGCUGGUUUGAGGCGCCCCUACACCCACUGCAUCCAACACUCUGUGGCUUUGGAGGGGCUCUUGCACAUGACAUCAGUUUUCUCUGUAUUCUCUUUAUAUUUCAUGUGUUUUGUUAUUUUCUAUUUUAUUUUAUUUUGGGGGGGCGGGGUCGGAGAAAAUUUUGGCACACACCUUGUAGAUCAUAACCUGUCUUCUUUCUACUUUGUUAACUCCAAAUGACAUUACAGUGUAAGAGCAAGGCAAUGAGAUGUAUCUUGAAAUGCGAGCACUUAGUGUGAUAGUGAAUAAACAUGUAAAAACAUU